AUGUUGCAAGGAACUGGUUCCCCUUUUUCUCCACGUGUGGAAGGAUACCGGUUGCCUGAAAAAUUCAAGGCCCCUCCUAUGAUGAGUUAUAAGGGUGUCGGAGACCCGGUCGAACACUUAGAAGAUUUUCGAUCACAUGUGCGCCUCCUUGGCAUCCCAGAUGAAGUGGCUUGUCGGGCCUUUCCCCUCACUUUGUCAGGAAGUGCUCGAAACUGGUUCAGGAAGCUAUCCCCGGGCUCAAUUGACAAGUUUGAAGACCUAGGCCGGGUAUUUUUAACUCAGUUUAUGACUUCAUGGACCCGGAAGAAACCCCCGUCCUAUCUACUGACUCUGAAACAGCGCAAUGAUGAAACCUUGAAGCAGUUCAUAACGCGGUUCAACCUGGAGAAGACAGAAAUUGAAGAACCCUCAGAUGACCUCGUAUAUUCGGCAAUCUAUCACGGGCUCUUAACUAAAGAACCGGUAAUGAAGAAGAUGGCGCGAAGACCGCCGGGUGAUCUCCAAGAACUAAUGAGCAAGGUAGAAGAGUUCAUCAAUGAAGCUGAUGUCCUAGAAGCAAUAGAUAGCACAAGGAACCCGGAACAGAGAAUUGAAGGAAAGAGGAGAGAAGAAAGGAAGAAAGAAACCCGAAAGACAGUAGAAGAACUUAAGCUCCCAAAAAAGAAAUUCCGAGACUAUGGUUUCACACCUCUCAAUGCGGGAAUUUCAGAAGUAUUAAUGGAGGUCAAGAAGGAUCCGGAGUUUGUACGGCCACCAAAGAUACUGGGUAGUCCUCCCGAGAAGAACAAAGAUCGAUACUGCGAUUUUCAUGAAGCUAGAGGUCACUACACCGAAGGAUGCAUAGCGCUGAGGCUAUUGAUUGAGAAGCUCAUCAAAAACGGUAAGCUGGUUCGAUUCCUAGGGGAUCACAGGGAUCAACCAAGGAAUAACCGGGACAACCGGCCUUACAACAAUCGUGACCGGGAACACCAUCCUCGAGGCCGACCGCGCCAAGCUGAGAGAGGCAGGGAGAAUCACCCACGGGGGGACAGCCCACGAGAGCGUAAUCAAAGAGAGAGGAGUCGUAGCCGACAACCUAGAGAGUCGGGAAACCAGAUCAUAAUAGGAGAGAUCCGAACAAUCGCUGGAGGAUUUUCCGGGGGAGGAGAAUCUAAUCGUGCAAGGAAGGCUUAUGCGCGACAAGCAGGAAGUCAAGAGGUAUGGGCAGUCGAAAGGCCAAUGAAAGUUCAGAAAAAAGAGUCUUUAAUGAUCGGAUUCUCAGACGAGGACUAUGAAGGGAUAUCUUUCCCUCAUACGGAUGCUCUGGUAGUUACUUUAGCUGUGGCCAACCAUAAUAUGCACAGAAUUUUGGUAAAUAACAGAAGUUCAGCUGACAUUCUGUACUUGCCAGCUUUCAAACAGCUCAACAUAGGCCAAGAAAAGGUCGGAACAGCGAAAUUCUCACUAAUGGGAUUUGCGGGCGAGCAGGUCCAACCAGCUGGUACGAUUGAUCUUCCAGUGACAGCCGGCACUGUCGCUAAUCAGGCUACGAUAAUAGUAAGAUUCUUAUUGAUUGACCGGCCUUCGGCAUACAACGCCAUCAUCGGCAGAGCAGCACUCAAUGAGCUCAAGGCAAUAACAUCAACCCCUCAUUUAAAGAUGAAAUUUCCUACUGAUCACGGGGUCGGAGAAGUCAAAGGAGACCAGCGAGCAGCCCGCCAGUGUUAUAACGUGACUAUGAAAGACGUCCCCGGGAAGGCUACUCUCGGAACCGGGUGUAGCAGUGGUGAGAAAUAG
Messenger RNA from Corylus avellana, 1776 nucleotides. NCBI's taxonomy places the organism in Eukaryota, Viridiplantae, Streptophyta, Magnoliopsida, Fagales, Betulaceae. The record is from RefSeq and is a predicted model, not a curated record.